CAAAGAAGAAGAACCGGUAGUAAAUAGUUCAUAUGCACCAAGUGACUUUAUGAUUUUUACGUAAACACGUUUAAUUUUCUUUUCUGAUUAAACAGUCAGACUGUUUUUCUGCUCUCUGUUCUUUUUUGGGAGGAAAGUCACUGAACCACCAAAGAGCCUUCAAUUUUCUGUGUUUGCUGCAGUUUAAUUGGUCGAUAAAGAUCCCUGAUCUCCGUUCAAAGGGCGAUGUUGUCAGUCAUUGUCAGGUCAGCUCUCCCCACAUGUGGGAGGUUGUGGCUGCGUAGUCAGGCUGCGGUCAGGAUCAUGUCGUCUUCAGGUGGAUCUACCUCUCCGUACACAAGCUUGGCCAUCAGUCGCCCCGCAGAGUCCAUCACCCAUGUGGAGCUUAACCGGCCUGAGAAACGCAACGCCAUGAACAAAGCUUUCUGGAGCGAGAUGGUGGACUGCUUCACUGAGAUCGCUGAGGACCCCGAGUGUAGAGUGGUGGUAGUUUCUGGAGCCGGGAAGAUCUUCACAGCUGGUAUCGACCUGAUGGACAUGGCAAGUGACGUACUCCAGCCACCGGGCGACGACACAGCCAGGGUCUCCUGGAACAUGCGAAAAAUUAUUACCAAGUACCAAAACACAUUCUCCGUCAUAGAGAAGUGUCCGAAGCCUGUUGUGGUGGCUGUUCACGGCGCCUGCGUUGGAGGAGGUGUUGACCUGAUUACAGCCUGUGAUAUCCGUCUCUGCACCCAGGACGCCUGGUUCCAGGUCAAGGAAGUCGAUAUUGGACUCGCUGCAGACGUUGGGACUCUGCAGAGACUUCCUAAAGUCAUGGGCAACCGCAGUCUAGUGAACGAGCUGGCUCUAACCGCCAGGAAGAUGUACGCCGACGAAGCCAAGAGCAGUGGACUGGUCAGCCGAGUGUUUGCAGAUAAGGAGGCCAUGAUGGCCGGAGCUCUGGAGAUGGCCGGGGAGAUCGCGGGUCGCAGCCCCGUGGCGGUGCAGGGCACCAAAAUAAACCUCAUCUAUUCCAGAGAUCACAGCGUAGCUGAAGGACUGGACUACAUGGCCAAUUGGAACAUGAGCAUGCUUCAGACUCAAGAUGUGAUGAAAUCAGCGCAGGCCUCCAUGGAGAAGAAGAGUCCCAAAACAGUGGCUUUCUCCAAACUCUAAAACUUCACCACAGUGAAGUUCGGACCAGAGAACUGCUGAUGUUUUGCUCGUCCACUGUGGCCUUUCCGAGGGAAGAUGAACUGUGUAUUUUCUGUCUUUACCUGGUUUCUAACACCAAAACUAAGAUCUGUGCGACACUCUGUGGUUGCUGAAAAUAACUUUAGAGCAGAUCGUCUCUUGGGCGGAAAAGCCUAUGAAAUGGUAAUUCGAGGUUUGUCAUGUUUAUUACCUCCAGGUUGCUGCUUUUCUUACAAACCAUAUUAUCAGAUGAGUUUAACCCAGUUUGAGCUGAGAAGCUGAGCUGAAUCUCACCUCAUCUGACUGAUUCUUGUUUAGUUUUUUUUAAAUGUGGAACAGUUUUUUGGUUCAUUUCAAAGAUCAUUGCCAUAAAAUUAUUAAACUACCACUUUUUUAACAUUCAGUGA
Molecule: messenger RNA, 1583 nt
Organism: Cololabis saira (Pacific saury)
Lineage: Eukaryota; Metazoa; Chordata; Actinopteri; Beloniformes; Belonidae
Gene: ech1
Product: enoyl CoA hydratase 1, peroxisomal
Exons: 11
Coding region: 226-1158 (310 amino acids)
Cellular component (GO): mitochondrion
Molecular function (GO): delta(3,5)-delta(2,4)-dienoyl-CoA isomerase activity
Source: RefSeq, a predicted model, not a curated record